AUGGAUCCGAUAACGUCGCUCGGCGUCGCAAGUACCGCAAUUCAAAUAAUCGACUUUGGAGUGCGUUUCCUUUCGCAGGUGAAGGAGCUGUCGGACUCGGCCAAGUUGGACCUCGACGAGUUCGCGCCCUUGCGGCAAGAGGCGACUCAGCUCCGGUCCUUGAAUGGGAUCCUCAUCGACGCUGUCAGGCGGCGUAAAGAACUUCACGAGUCCAACCCCAUGAAAAGGAGACACUCAGCAUCUGCGCGCAGUCGAAUGACGUUGCGCGAGUUGGUUAAUCUUUCUGACCAGUCCACGUAUUCUCCUAAGCUGGCCUGGGAUGAAGCGCUUACUCUUCAGAAAUGGGUUACCCAGCAGCGCUCCUACAUGGAGAAUCUGCACGCACGACUCCUGACUGCCGUGCAAUCAAGCCAACAUCUCGUGCUCCGUAGUCUCAGCCAGCAGAAGUGGGAUGGGCUGAGAAGCUGGGAUGACUCGCCCGUUGUGCAAACUUUGAAAACGUCGCUUCUGGAGAACCUCGAAUUUGAUGAGAUCGCCGAGCGCCAAAGGAGGAUCCCCUGCGCUUUCGAUGACACGUUUGAAUGGAUCUUCUCCGACCACAACAGCGCGGCCACGGACGGCGAGCGGACCUGGAGCAGCCUUAGCAAAUGGCUUGUUGAGGGCGACGGUGCAAGUAUUUACUGGAUCACCGGGAAAGCUGAAUCCGGCAAGUCCACCCUCAUGAAGAAGCUUUUCCAGGACCCUCGUACUGAACGUCUGUUGGCGGAAUGUGGCGGAAGCGUGCCGGUUGUCACAGCCAACUUCUUCUUCUGGUGUUCCGACGGCCUGGACGAAUUUUCCGGCGAACCGUCGAAGCUCAUCGCCCUCCUCCGGCGCCUCGCAGCAUAUCAAAACAUCAAGAUCUGCGUUUCAAGCCGGCCGUGGAUGGAGUUCGAAGACGCUUUCAAGAAGCAACCGAAUCUAAUGAUGCAGCACCAGACAGCGCGCGACAUUGCCCAUUAUUCCAGGGAAUCACUAUCAAAGAAUCCGGCAUUUUGCGAAAUCGCUACCUACGAUCCGAAAUACGCCGAAAAUCUAAUCCAAAACAUCGUCACGAAAGCUUCCGGAGUCUUUCUUUGGGUCGUUCUUGUUGUCUCCUCCCUUUUGGAAGGAUUGGCGCAGGGAGACCGUCCAUCGGAGCUGCAGAUGAGGCUUGAAAAACUCCCGGACGAGUUGGACGAGCUGUUUACCAAGAUGCUCCACGGAAUGGAGGGCCAGAAUUUUCGAGACGCCUCUCACAUUUUCCGCAUCGUGCAUGCCGCAGCGGAGAAGCCGUCUCUGCUUGUUCUCUCCAUCGCCGACGACGACAAUGUUGGUUGGGCCCUGGAACGAGAUGUCGUGCCUCUGGAGACGGGGGAGUUAUGGUACAAUGCUGUCAGGAUGAGACGUCGACUGGGGCGGGGGUCGGUAGUUCCCACGGAAAUAUUUGAUUCAGGCCCCCAACGCCACAUAUCCGCUAGUGAUAUCACUGUGGAUGACGGAUACCUCCUUGCAGCGCCGAAAGUGGAUUAUCUGCACCGAACUGUCAAGGAUUUCCUCCUGUCGUCUCCGGUCUGGGACCGUAUCGAAGCCGCCUGCGAUAGUGGGUUCGACCCUCACAAGGGCCUCUUUAGAGCAUACUUGGUCCACCUGAAGACAUUACCAGAGGACAAGCUGCAUCCAGUACUAUUCGGAAAGCUUAUCAGCCUCUGCAUAAGUGAAUCGCGCCACUUUGCUCAAACCGACACAAGCCUCUACGUCCGCUACCUCGACGAGCUGGAUCAAGCCGCCGUCAGCCUCACGUCCAAGAAGGGUAAUAUGGGAGUCACGUACAUUAACCGAUUCUGGAAAGAGGGCAACCACCAUUGGGCCAGCACCCUAUCCCGUUCCAAACCCACAGACAACUUCCUCACGGUAGCUGCGUGCUGCGACCUCGUUGAAUACCUCUCGGCCAAGUUUGCGGACAACCCUCCUUCUCGUGAGCUCGCUUCCGCGUUACGGGCGGAUGUUCUGACGCGGAGCGACAUGCGUAGCAUCUUAGAGGGCAGGCGCAGACGCGGCCAAAACCCAUGCCAACAAGUUUUAGAGCUGCUGUCUCAAUACGAUACGACCAAGGGGAAAGGCCCUCUAGGCUCCAACCCGUUCCAUAAUUCUCGAGAGUCUCGCGGGCCCCAGCCGCCUGAGUUCGAUCCCACUGACAGAAUGCGUCGUGCAAGCAUCAAGGGUGUAUAUAAGGGUCGUAGGGGUCGCGGGCAAGUCUCACUAGCGAUGUCCGUGCGCGGUCUGAUGCCUUUUUCGCAAACGGCAUCUACUAUCCCUCGCCCCGCCAUAGCCGAGAUGUUCUAUUAUUCAGAGGAUCCGAAAACAGACCUCAUGUAG
This is a messenger RNA of Scedosporium apiospermum, 2397 nucleotides long. RefSeq lists its product as uncharacterized. NCBI's taxonomy places the organism in Eukaryota, Fungi, Ascomycota, Sordariomycetes, Microascales, Microascaceae. The transcript is spliced from 5 exons. The record is from RefSeq and is a predicted model, not a curated record. The coding region runs from base 1 to 2397 and encodes 798 amino acids.